Molecule: messenger RNA, 2513 nt
Organism: Colletotrichum acutatum
Lineage: Eukaryota; Fungi; Ascomycota; Sordariomycetes; Glomerellales; Glomerellaceae
Product: glutamyl-tRNA synthetase
Exons: 4
Coding region: 229-2112 (627 amino acids)
Biological process (GO): translation; glutamyl-tRNA aminoacylation
Cellular component (GO): cytoplasm; cytosol; methionyl glutamyl tRNA synthetase complex
Molecular function (GO): glutamate-tRNA ligase activity; ATP binding
Source: RefSeq, a predicted model, not a curated record
AUCGUUUUUCUCAAUGUAGUCUUACCAAGUGCAUCAGUUGUUUCGUGCCUACGGGAGAGAGAGAAAGAGCCUUCCAAGUUCAUCAAAUACCUUGCACCACAGCGACUUACAGAGAAGCUCCUCGCUGUGCCACCAAUCAGACCGUCCCGGCCGAGUGCUCUCGGACCGUCCUGACCACCGAUCCCCUCCGAUAGUCUCAUCGCCUCAAUUGGACCAAACACCGUCAUCAUGAAGGCCGAGGAGCUCCAGACCCUCCCCACCGCCCUGGCCGGCGACUUCAAGUCGAUCGAGCCUCACCUCCGCGCCCUCGACAAGCACCUGACGCUGCGCACCUUUGUCGAGGGGUACUCGCUGGGCGAGACCGAGACCAAGAUCUGGCAGACCCUGAAGCUGAACAAGGUCGCCAUGGGCUUCAUUCGCAAGGGAACUAUGGCCAACCUUACUCGUUGGUUCACCUUUGUCGAGGUCACCUACCCCGAGAUCCAGGCCGAGACGAACGCUGUUGAUGCCGAGCGCAAGGCCAAGGUCGUUGCCGCUAGCAAGAAGGGUGCAAGCUACUCUCUGGCUCUCCAGAACGCCGAGGCCGGAGUUGUCACCAGAUUCCUUCCCGAGCCUUCAGGAUACCUUCACAUCGGUCACGCCAAGGCCGCCCUUCUCAGCGACUACUUCGCCCACGAGGCCUACAAGGGCAAGCUUCUGCUGCGUCUUGACGACACCAACCCCGCCAAGGAGAGUGAGGAGUUCCAGGAUGCCAUCGUUGAGGACUUGAAGAUGAUGGGUAUCACCCCCGACUCCCUUUCCUACACCUCCGACUACUUCGACUACCUGUACGAGACUUGCGUUCGCCUCAUCAAGGAGGGUCACGCCUACGCCGACGACACCGAGCAGGAGACGAUGCGUAACGAGCGAACCGACGGAAUCGAGUCCAAGUGCCGCAACCGCUCCGUCGAGGAGAACCUGCGCAUCUUCGAGGCCAUGAAGGAGGGUACCCCCGAGGGUCUGAACAACUGCAUCCGUGCCAAGAUCUCCGUCGACAACGUCAACAAGGCCCUGAGAGAUCCCGUCAUCUACCGCUGCAACGUCGAGAACAAGCACCACCGUACCGGUGACAAGUGGAAGAUCUACCCCAUGUACGAUCUCGCCUGCCCCGUUGUCGACUCUCACGAGGGCGUCACCCACGCUCUGAGAUCGACCGAGUACACUGACCGCAACCCCCUUUACCAAUGGUUUAUCGACACCCUGAAGCUGCGCCAGGUCUACAUGCACGACUUCAGCCGUAUCAACCUCGUCCGCACCUUCCUGUCUAAGAGAAAGCUCGCCAAGAUCGUCGCUCAGGGCACCGUCUGGGGCUGGGACGACCCCCGUAUGCCCACCAUCCGUGGUGUGCGCAGACGCGGUAUGACCAUCCCCGCCCUCCGCGAGUUCAUCAUCAAGCAGGGCCCCAGCCGAAACGUCGUCAACAUGGACUGGGCGUCGUUCUGGAACAUCAACAAGAAGGUCAUUGACCCCAUCGCUCCCCGCCACACUGCUAUCCUGGAGAAGGACGCCGUCAAGGUCAAGGUCACCGGUGCCGACGCACCCGCCACUCCCCGCACCGAGGACAAGCCCAAGCACCCCAAGAACCCCGACGUCGGCACCAAGAAGGUCGUCUUCUCCAACGAGCUCAUCCUCGACCAGGCCGAUGUCAAGAGCUUCAAGAAGGACGAGGAGUUCACCCUCAUGGGCUGGGGCAACGCUUUUGCCCGCGAGAUCGGCGCCACCGACCCCAUCACCGACCUCAGCGUCGAGCUCAACCUCAAGGGCGACUUCAAGACGACCGAGAAGAAGGUCACGUGGCUUUCGACGGCCGGCACCAAGCUCGUCAAGGCCGAGCUCUGGGACUUUGACUACCUCAUCAACAAGGACAAGCUCGAGGAGGACGACGUGCUCGAGAAGGUGCUCAACCCCAACACGUCGACCAUGGAGACGGCGUUGUGUGAUGCUGGCGUUGGUGAGCUGAAGAAGGAUGACAUUAUCCAGCUCGAGAGACGGGGCUUCUACCGUGUGGACAAGGGUCUGGAUGAGGGUGACGUGGUUGUUCUGUUCAACAUUCCCACUGGCAAGGCCAAAUAAGUUAUUUCGCUGUUUCAUUUUGUAGGAAGAUUCAGGCCAUGAAAGACAUGAAGAAUUGAAGUAUGAAGUAAAAGCUUGAUCUGUCCACUUUGACUCUUGAAACACCGUGACCGUAUCUGUACCAAAAAUCGCAGAAGAGAUACUCAUGUGAUGUAUGUGAUCAUCUGGUGCUUGUUGUGUGUCGCUCGAUAGCUUUAUCAUGCGAAGCAGAAAUAAAAACAAGCAGAGUUACACGUUUCGCCGAGAAACGAAUAUCCUAAAAGGAUCAAAUGGAAUUCGGGAUUACAGGGCAUGAUGUUGAGCAUAAGCUAGCUAUAAGCCAUACUUUAUCAACUGUCCAUUUCGUCGACAGGAUAGCACAAGCGGGUACUCGAGUUGUAUGGACGGACUAUUUGUACCCG